GCGGAGGUGGCGUCUGCGUUGGGGGCAGCGGCGUCGGAGGUAGCAGCAGCAGUUCUCCCGGUCUGGAACUCCAAGACUCCGCGGAACCGAAGAAAGGUAAUAACCAAUACGCGUAUAUUAUCACUCUUCCGUUGAAUAUUGGUGUGACUGGUAUAUGCAUGCCAAAUAUUUAUUAUUAUUAAAACCGGGUAAUUUAACGUCAUAUAGCUGAAGAUUAACACCAAUAAUUGGAAAACCCGGUAUCGGUUACCGUAUCGAUUUAUAUCGUGUAACGGUUUUCUAUAUUAUUUUCACAUUUUCUACAAAUCACAAGUAAAAUGUUUCUGUGCUAUAACAUAAUAAGUAUUUUGGGUUUUCCAUACUUCAAAAGAUGGAAAACGGACGAGAUAUUGUUAUAGUUUUGAGAAAACGCAAAAUACGAUUUUAAAACCCCAGUUUUUCGCAAACAGAUGCAACUCCGGUCUCGAGACUGUCGGUUACUUUUGUGUAAAAGAGCUGAAUAUUAUUAUUUUUUUAUAUUUUUACAUUCUGAGCAUAGUUAGGAUUAAUUUUUAGGAUUGUCUAUGAUGGCUUUUCCGUUUGCAGUGAGUCACUUUUUUACAAGAAAUCUUUCUCUGAUCAACAGUUGCAGACGUUUUUUUUUUUAUGGUAGGUAGCAAAUUUUGUUUAGAUAAGUUUAUUGCAAGGGGGUCAUACUUAAUUUUCUAUUGGUUUUCUUAACGAUUGGUGAAAUCGGGGAAAACGUCGGAAAAUCGGGGAAAGGAAUUUCGAACAUGAAAAAUAUAAUCGACUCGUAAUAAUUGGUCUAACCGCAAUUUGAACGACGAUUGACAAUUAUUAUUAACUCAUAUUAUUACAACUACAAAUAUAAUAUAACUGUCAAAGUGGGGCUCAGACCCCUCGGUCACCCCAUGGAUCCGCCACUGAAUAUAUUAUUACAUAAUUUUCAUAGUGUACGGAGCUAUCAGAUUAUGAGUAAAAGUUAUUCUUAACUACCAAUUUGAGAAAAAAAAAUCGUCUUAUCAAAUAUUUUAAUACUUCACUCCCACAACCAAAACCACCACUACCACCAUCGCCGCCGUUACUAACCGUGAAAUCAACCCGAAGACGCCGUCCCUGCAGCAUAAAUACAUAUAAUAUUAAAACAGAUAAACAGAUUAUAUGUUGUUGUAUUUUACAUUAUAGGCAGAAAACGGACGUCGAGAUCCAAAGAAUUCCAAGCGCCAUCGAAGUCGAGGAGACGGUCCCCGCAAACGCCCGAAGAGAUGCAAAGUCAACGGGUGAUGGCCAACGUGCGAGAACGGCAGCGGACGCAGAGUCUUAACGAAGCGUUCGCGUCGCUCCGGAAGAUCAUUCCCACCCUGCCGUCCGACAAACUGUCGAAAAUUCAAACGUUAAAGUUGGCCACGCGAUACAUCGACUUCUUGUACCAAGUGUUGCACAAGGCCAACACGGACGGCGGUGAAAUGUCCGCGGUAGGACACGCGGACUCAGAUUCCCAACACUCCAUAGGUAAGCGUUAACUUCACGAUAACAUAAUAUUACUAGGCGUUUUUUUUUUUUUUUGUGUCCAAAUGGACGCACGCCUAUUGGACACCCUAGAAUAGAGUACGAUUUCGAUUACUGCGUGUGCGUACAGUAAAAAAUAGAAUUGGUAAAUGAUUAAGUUAGUAGAUUUCGAGUAGAUAAAAUAAUCUCACCGGCGGGAGAUUGGGUCAGCCUGUAAAAAUCCAAAAGUAGACAGGACGGGGUUUUUUUUUUAUCGGAGGGGACACGCAGUAGAUAUUUCCUAAAAAAAAAUGUCCCGUACCGCGUCACAAUUUGGCAGGUCUUAAAACUGUUAUGACACCAAGAAUAAUUAUUUUUUAAACAUCAACACAAACCUAUAUUGUCGAUACGUACCAGUAUAAAUUACUUGAUUUUUUUUUUUUUUUUUAAAUAAUUACAAAGGUUAUAAAAUAGAAUUUUUGGCUAUAACCAUUGAAUAUGUUUAAUAUAACAUUACAAAACUAUAUAAAUCCGUUGCGCUGGAUUCAAUAUUAGAAAAAUAAUAUUUGCUGUUUGGAAAAUUGACUCAAUAUAGCGACGAUGGUUUUUUUUUCUCCGUAUAAUAAUCGUGACAAAAAUAUAUUACACACGGAUUUAAAAACGAUUGUGUUCAGUGCUCGCAACAGUCACAUAAUAUUAUAUUAUAAUAUUAUUUCGCGUAAAAUUACAUACACAUAUAAAUAAUUUUCGUCGUCGAGUUUGCAUUCCGAUACUUGGCAGUCUUGGAAAAAAAAAAUGUAUUUUUAUAAGUAUACUUGUCAAAACUGUUUGCGGCAAUAAUGGUUUAUGCAAGAUUAUAAAUCGAAUAAAAUAUAAACAAUAUAUUAUUACGUCUGCAGCGUCUAUCGAAAUUGCAAUAAAAACCACUGCAAUAACUUACAUGAAAAAACGAUCUCAAUUGAUUCGCCAAUGUCGCCGGACAAAUUAUCACGAUAUUUCUACGUGGGUUCAUUAAAAUAUUAUCCCCCGAUAACAUCGGCAGGGGCGCGAGGUUUUGAAAAUACCAUGGGGGGGCUCGCUAUUUUAUGAACACGUGUACAGUUUCACCUAAAUUUCAUCAUAUAUUUCUUAUUUUUAUUUUUCUUAGAUUGUUCGUUGAACAAUUACUAAAUUAUAUAGUUUUUUGUUGUUUUGUAUGCCAUAACAUUUCAAUGGUAUUAGCAAAUCAUGAAAAACCACAAGACAAAAAUUAAAAAAUUCCAAACACCAUUUAACCUGCACGAGUUCGUGAUAGAUUACCAAAAUUUACAUUUUUUUUUCUCUGCUAUCAAUACUAAAAAAAAAAAAAAAAUGUUUAUCUUUCUCAAUUAAUUUGUUAUUAAUAAAAUUAGUAUUUUGAUGAUGUGCAUGACAAAUAUUGAUUUUUUUUUUUAUAAUAUAUGAGUACCGUAGAUGGCUAAACUCCGCCUUAUAAAGCUCAUGGGAUAGGGCUGCAGCCCCGGAGCCCCCUGUACACGGCAUCUCUGAUAUAGGGACUGUUGCACCUAUGUAUUGCGUCUAUCGUAUACAAUAAAUUAAUUAUUAUGUAUUGCGUAUUGUUACGUUUGGAUACUUUUAAUGACCCCGUCUGGACCGAAUCGCAUGCCGCAAUGAAAAAAAUCGUAAGUAUCUCGCUUUAAUCUCUUUGGACAAGUAGAGAUACAAACCUUUUUUCGAUAUGGCAGGUGAAAUGAGCCAAACUCGGGAAUAUUAUAAGCCUUUUUUAGGCGGGUUACAGUGAUAACAUUUCGAUUGAAUUUCACCAUAUUGUUGCGGAAGAAGCGUUUUUUUUUAGCUUUGUAUAACCCUAUAGUACAGACCCCCCAAUGGAUUCGAUAAUAUGAAAAUUUGUUUUGGUGCAAGUAUUGAGUAUGUGCCUUUUUGGGUUUCAACUUUCAACCUCCCAUCCAACUAUUUGUGCGCUCAAAUUUCACGUUUUCAAAAGAAAUGCCGGGUUUUAAAUACUCCUAAGGGACUAAAAUGUAAUAAGAAAACUCUGGCAAACGUAAAUAUAUUUUAUAUCAAUUGAAAAAAAAAAAAUGCAAUAUUAUAACGGCGGCAAGUCAGCUAAGGGAAAAUUUGACUCUAAUAACAGAGCUCUGUUAUUCACGGCGGAUAGUUUUUGCGAAUUUCGUUAAAUACAAAUAUACAAUUAUUACGCCGCACAGUGGUUCCAAAUGAAAAUAUGCCGGUCAAGAGGGGCAAUUUUUAAUUUCAAAAUUUAGUUGUUUUAAUAAUCAUGCAGCUCUAAUGUAAUCGAAAUAUUUAUCAUUAUAUCAUACUAUACGUCAAACUCGGUGAAAAAAUAUAUUAAAAUGAUGAGUCAAUCGGUUUUAGUUGGGGAUUAUUUUAUUAUAUUCGUUGUAAUCAUAAUAAUAAUAUUUUAGCAGGUAUCGUAUUGUUAAAAUUAUCAAUAACAUCAUUAGACUCUUAUUUUAUAAUAUUGUGUUGUGUUGUAUUACAAAAAUAAAUUAUUUAAACUGGAUAUAUUUAAAUAAUACAAACUAUUAUAUGAAAUUGUCAUCUAUUAAACAACAAUAUGAUUUUAUCAAUAUCGCAUUGCAUAUUUUGCGAGAGUAAAAUCAAUAUUUAUGUUUCACCAAUACAUAUUAAUAUCUUUUAGAUACUCACAAAUACAGUUGCUUAAUUAGAAAAACCAAAUUUUAAAAAUUAAAAAAUGACCGGCAUAUUUUCAUUUGGAAACACUGUUUCCAAUAAUUCCGUAAUAAUCUGAGCAAUUUCGGUAGAUUUUUCUUAAUUAUCGGUACCUACAUAGGUAAUACGAUCUGUUCUAAUCCGUAGUUCUAAUUUCUAAUACCCCAAACGUGCAGUACCGCGGUUUCCUCAGCACGUGCGUAUUGUAUAAUAUUACGUCCAGUAUAUAAAUAUAUAUAAUGACGAAGUUGUCGUUCAAUAGGAUAAUCCGCUGUUUCGUCCCUUAUUAUUAUUUACUCGUGUCACAAACGGUUUACGAAAUAAUGUAUAAUAAAUAUAAGAAAAAAAAAAUAUAUACAUAUUUAUAAAUACAGCAUGCGGUCCAUUAUUAUUAUACACUGUAACACGGUGUAACGAGAAAAAAGUCACGUUUCACACGAUUUGGGAUAUUAUGAUUUUGUACUAUAUAAAGAGAACCGGGAGAAGAAUAACCUAAAAUAUUACGUUUAUUAUCUCAACGGUUUUCGAUUCUUGUGUCAUAUAAGCAUAUAUUCAUGUAGUAUGCAACAUCUAUACAUUACAGAUUCUAUGUAACAUAAUAAACAAAAAGAGGGAUAACGUUGUUAUAAUAUUUUGUUUUAUUUGUCGAUAUACGAAAGAAAAAUAGACAAGAUAUUGUUCGUAAACUCGUGUAUAAAUAAUGAAUACCAAUAGGUAUACCAGCAUAGGCAAUACUAUAAAGUCAAAGUUCUAGACGUGGGAUUUUUUAGAAUUGUACAUAAAACGUUGAUUUAUUUCGUUUUGGAUUAUCAGUAUAUUGUGAUGUAUUUAGUUUAACUCUUUUACUAAAAUGUGCUUUUUUUACUUUUUUUUUUCCAGUAGUAAAAAUGGUCCGUUUUCCAUAAUGUAUCUACUGCUGUCUCGUUGUUUUAUUAUCUGUAACAUUUUUUUCGACAUUCUUAGAGUUUCUAAGCCUGGACCAUUUUUUUUUGUAGUUUUCGCGGGAAUUACUCUUUUGAUUAAACGCUCAUAAAAAUAUUUUUACAUCAUAUACACGGCGAUUUUUGUUCGGCAAUAUUAAAAUUUAAACAAUUUGUCUAGAUUGCCCAUAGUUUCUACAUUUCAGAGAUCAAAAACACUAACAAGAAAUUUUUCAUUUUUUCCAAACAAAUUUCCCCUGAAGCUAUUGUAGUCUAUAGUGUGAGUAUAUUUAAAUCGUAUAACGACGACAGAUAAACCGUUUAAGACGCUGAGCGUACCGACCAGCGAAAAAUGUACUGUUUUUUUUACAAUAUACCUGUGUUUUGUUUUUACAAUUUAUUUUUUCUGCCUGUGAAAAAUUUUUCUUCCCAAUAUCUAGUUCCAAUCGUUUAGUAAACAAUUUUCCAAGGUAAUUCUUUGAUUUUCUCCAAAAAGUACUUGCACAAUAAUGGUAAAUAUUAUUAUUUUAUGCAUGCGGUGUACUGUAAUAAUAUAAAAAUCAAAAUUUGAAUGCGUUUGAAUUAAACCAUAUACGUAACGGAUUUAAAAUAUAAUAAUAAUGCGAACAAAUUAAUAUCGUUCUACUGCUGAUGUGGCUGUUGUAUUUCAACAAAAAUAAUUUUUUUCGUACGACACUGUCACAAAUCUAUAUAUCUUAUUACAAUAAAAAAUAUUUAUGAUAAAAUGAAUGUACUAUAUAAUAUAAUAUAUGCGUAAAUAAACUCGAUAUCCCUGGCAUUAUUCCGAAAUUUGUUCUCUCCGAUAAACAAUAUUAUAUAAUAUCACUAAUGCGUUUAACUCGGUUUUUGUUUAUAAACCGCGAUCGAGAUAAGGUAAACAAUAUUAUAUUAUGCGCAUUUUCAAAUUAAAAGAAGAUCAAAUGAUGAUUUAUAUAGGUAUAGGUAUUAUAAAUACAACAGAUAUUUGAAAAAAUAAAAAAAAAUAAUCCAGUAAUUUAAUUUAAAUGUCUAUUUUUGUUGAGUGCGGCAAUAAUUUUCAAUUACAGAGGGACCCAUGCUUAAUAAAUCGGUUUUUACAAAUGCAUAAAAUAUCUAUAUAAACCCUGUUAGGUUGAAUAUUUAAAUAUACACUAUGAAAUAUAAUAAAAAUUAUAUUAUAAACUUUAUACAAUCAUCCGGCAAUGUUGUUAAUCAUUUUUCAGGGUGAAAUAUUAUACCAAUAAUAUUAUUAGAGCUGUAUUCAUUUUGAAUGGAAACAAAACAGAGAUACAGAGAUAUGUUUGAAUUUUCGUCAAUAUUAUGUAUAGUAGUCGAUAACGAUAUUGCCUUAUGGUAGUCGAACAACGUGACAAGGUACACGAAGAUCACUAAAACCUAUAACUACUAUAGUCGAAAAUCGGGGGUCUUUAAGGAGGUUGAGCCCCCUCAAAACAUAUAAGCAGAAAAAUUAUCCCUUCAAAUAUACCGAGUGUUAAAUGGUCAGAGGUCACUGGUCACUACUAGAAAUAAUAAAUGUAUAGGUGAUGUACAUAUUAUUAUACGGUAACUUUUAAUAACUAAAUCUACGAAUGUGCAUUGUACAAUUUGAUAUUUUUUUUUUAAAUUUGCAAUACUAUGCCAACUAGUUGUUAUUACUGUAAAGAAAUAUUCGUUUCUUUGUUUUUCUUUGAAAUUCUAAUAACGUUAUCAAAUCAACAUUUUUUAAUUUAAAUCUCGUUAUUAAAAUUAAAUUAUGAAAUGUUUAAAGUAAUUGUUAAACAAAAAAAUGGUAAUUAUUAUUACAUACCUAAUCGUAUAUUUUUUUAUUUAUUUGAAUUGUAUACACAAAAUAUGAGUAAUGGGCUCCACUGAGAUUAUAAAAAUUACACUUCUAUUUAUUAGGUAAAUGAUUCAAAUUGCAUUACCACACAAUGAUUAUACCAUAAAUUAAAACUAAAUUAAAUAACGUUUAGGUUUUUCAUCAACAAAAUUUUUGAAAGCGUAUUGAGCGGCUUUGAUAUACAAUAAAAUAUUUCCGCCUAUGAACCUACCCGCGAUCGUAAAUCAUUUUUCUCACUAUCUCAUAACGAUAUUGUCAUAUAUUUUCGCCGAUUAGAAUUAAACACAUUGUGUAGUAUAACCGUAUUUUCAACAUUAUAACAAAACGUUUCCGUGAAUUAAUGUUGAAUAUCGAAAUAUUAUUAAGUGUUCGACUGUGCCACCGUCGGUGUUUAAGGGGCUGUGUAUAGGCAAUUUUACGUCGUUUUCGGAAAAUAAAAUUGUAUUGACUCGAAUAUUCAAAAUACAUUCGCAAAUAGUCCCGUGUUUAUUAUCAUAAGUAUUUAUUGCGUAAUUUGUGACAAAUCAUCCUUUUUUUUUUUUGUGAUCUUGUUCGUUCUAAUUUGGAGUAUGGAUCAAUAAUUUAGAAUCCGUCCGAGCUUGGCCUUAUAAGCCGUUUAAAUAAUAUUCAAUCAUACAUCUUAAGAUACAUUUUAUCUUUUAAGUUUAGGCUACUUUUCCUAAUAAAGGAACUUGAUUUGAAACUGCGUAUGUAAUCACUUUCCUCCAGAUGUAAGUAUAAUAAUGCAUCAUUUAUUUGAAGAAUUUUAAAUAAUGAUAUUAUUUGUCCCGAUUUCCUUGAAGAAAUAGGUUGGUUCCAAAUUUUUACAGCGGAUCCAAUAUUACAUUUACGGGUCAUUUCGUUCUCAAACUUAUAGUUUUAAUGAACUAGAAAUACAUGGAUUUUCAAUAAAUAUAGGAAAGGAAAAAAAACAAGUUUUAUUAGAUAGGUAUUCAGUUAUACAAGAUAUACGAUUACCGUUUUUAUUAUACUUUGUAUUUAUUUUUCUUCCAUGCAUCAAUAAUUAAUUUACUGAGUUAAAUUAUAUUUGAUUUUAUUUGUUCAUGUACACUCUUAUUGCUCUUUUGGGAGUUAAUAAAUAUUAAAAUACUAUACGAAAAAACCGAUUCGAGCGGACAAAAAACUACUUGGGCUGUGAACGCAUGGUGUUCAGAAACCAAAUUUCCUCCGUAAAACAAAGAGAACACUAACUGUGCAACGUUGAUUUUAGUUUUUCCAUUCCGCAAUAAUUACGAUUUAAAACGCUUAAAAUGAUCAGUUUUUUAAUCAAUAAUAACUCAUUUUCGUAUUUGUACAAUAUCGAAAAACCAACAAUGUAAGUUCUGCGUUUUUUAUGGUGAAAAUGAUUAGUUUCGAUUCCUUAAUCUAGUCUGCAGCGAAUGAUUUUCCUCAGAAUUAUUGAAUAUUAGAGAAUUAUUAUCUGAACUGCAGGAUAAUAUCGAAGUAUAUUAUGACUAUUGUAUUAUCAUUUUAUUCGUUAUUAUUAGACAAUUUUGUUAUGACUAAUAAUAUUCAAACGGUUUUAUUGCAUUUCUUGAACCCACUGGUUAAUGUAAUUUUAUAAUAAUACCAUUAUUUAUAGAUAGUGUCUAUCUAUAAAUCAAUGAUAAUACCUAUUUUAAACUAGGAAUCAAUUGAAAUAAUCGAACCAGACGUCUGUGCCCAUAUUAAAUAAAGUAUAUUGACGUAAAUACCCGUACGAUUGAAAUUCAAUUUAAAAUGAAAAUAAAAUGUCUACUUAGGACAUAUGUCCGAAGUUACAAAUGAAAUGGGUACAAAAAAAUUAUUAAUUAAUUUCUAUAUUCCCAUAAUUGCAUUGUGGUGUGGCAGAUAAAGAAACCAUUAAAAUUCAGGGGUUUAUUAAUUUUUCAGUUAAAAUUCCAAUGAAAUAUUUCGAUUUAAUGCAAUAUUAUCAAAUGUGCUAUCGUGCGUUAUUGUAAUAUUGUUAUGGUUAAGGCCAAAAAUAAUUUGCUACAGUACGGUUUAUAUUUUUGUGUUGGCAUUGUUAAAGGUAUUAUUAUUGUGUGGAAAAACGUCUUAUGUAAUUUGCUCUUACAAUGAUUUAUAAUAAUGUUUUGUUGAAUUCAGGCGUUCAAUAAUGUUAAGCAUUAGCGUACGCAGAAUUUUUCAAUGGGGGGCUUGAAAAUUGAUAAUUAAUCAGUUGUUUUGUCACAAGUUUGAAAAAUAAAUUAGGUGCAUUCUCAGUUCUGACUGAUAAUAAACAUAAACUAGAGGUACACAAAAAUUUUUAAAAAAGACGGACAUGAUUCGCACGUGGCUACUAGAUGGGAAGUUGGGAAGGUAGGACUUAAAUGGAAAUUGAAUGUAUAUCUGUAAGCAACGAUAAACCAUUGCUACCGAAAAAACGAUUCUGAGCCCUCUCCCCCCGAAUUUUCACCUCCGAGCUCUUUGAGGCUAGGCCGCUAGGGGGCGACGAGCGUGUUUUCGUAUAUGAUGCGCACAAUAAACUUCAUCAUCCAUGGAACGAUAUUAAGUUCUUUUUUUGGUUAUGCUUUUAAAUUUAAAUUUUUAUCAAUAAAACACGUUUUUGCGUUUAUUUAUUUUUUGAAUUUUACAAUUACAGACAUCACUUUUUCUUCUUUCCCGUACCCUUUUAAGGCGUAAUAAUAAUUCCGGUAUUUUGGCCUGAAAUACGAAGGCGUCAAGGGAUUUUGCUUCAAAAGAGAGGCGAUAAAUUUAAAAGCGCCUAAUAUUUCCGUACGAUUGAUAAAAGGUAUUUUGUAUUUUUUUUUUCAGAACAAGUAUCCUCCGGUACUUCCUGCACGUACGUCGCUCACGAACAACUUAGCUACGCGUUCAGCGUAUGGAGAAUGGAAGGUGAAUGGAACAACGUCAAUCAAGAAUGACGAACAAUAAAAAUAUUUUCAUUUGAAAUUUGCGGGUGCUCGUGACAAACGUGUUAAGUCACCAAAUUGUAAAAAUUGAGUACACGCCAGGAAAAAAAAACAAAACAAAACCAAAUCUCUAUUUUUCGUAUAAGAUAAUAUGUCAAGUCAAUAUUUCUAAUAUUGAACGUGAUAUUUCAAUGUGCGUUAGGUUAGGAUAAGUCGUGAUUUUUCCGUCUUAAGUUAUGCCGCGUACUGCAGUGAUUUAAUUAACUAUAUAUUAUAAUGCACCUUUCAAAUGCUUAGUGAUAAGAAAAUUGAAGUCAAUUUAACCCAUAUUAUAUUAUGUUCCUGAAUCCAGUGUCAAUUAAGUCGAGUUACUGAACAAUAUUCAUUAAAUCAAUGUACAUAAUAAGUUAAGUCCCUUUUUUUUUCUUACAUAAUUUAUAUAAAAACACCCGAGUUUUGAACGUUAAAACAUAAUUAUAGCAAACUGUUCAAAUGCUGAUCUUGCGUUUUCAGUUGAAGUUUAUUUUUGUUCUACCGAAAAGUUCUGAAACAUUAACACCUUUUUCACGCGCACCCGCGGAUUGUUAUAAACGUUACAGGGAACAUAGAGGGGAGGAGAGCGGGAUUUUUGCCCUCGAAAAUUAUUUUUGAUAAUAUGCAACCACAAGUAUUUCCUUUCGCGUUAUUAUAAUAUGUAUUUUAUAUAUAUAGGUAUUUAUUUAUAAGAUAAUAUGAAAAUACAUAUUUAUUUUUAUACAUAUAUAAUAUUAUGAUGUAGUUUUUUUUAUACUUUUAAAACGUUAAGAUAUUUUUUAUUGAUUUUUAUUACAAUUAUUAUUAUUACUUUUUUUUUUUUUUGUACAAAAAUCACUCUGUGCAGUGUAUAUUAUACUAUAUAUAAAUAUAUUUUUCUAUUAAGUUUAC
Cinara cedri is the source of this 10742-nucleotide messenger RNA. Lineage: Eukaryota; Metazoa; Arthropoda; Insecta; Hemiptera; Aphididae. The record is from the annotation of a GenBank genome assembly.